AUGGGUUUACAAGGAGAUGAAGAAACUGGACUAGGGUCCCCUGGAUCACCUCCCAAACCAUCCAUUUUCCGGCACAAUUCCCCCCUUGUUCAGGUUGCCAUCAUUGGAUUGGUGUGUUUCUGCUGCCCUGGCAUGUACAGCGCUCUUGCUGGGAUGGGCGGCGGAGGUCAGGUGGAUCCCACUGCAGCCAACAAUGCCAACACCGCCCUUUACACAGCCUUUGCGGUCUUUGGAAUCUUGGGUGGAGGUAUCUACAACAUUUUGGGUCCUCAUCUUACUCUGUUUUCCGGCUGUUCUACCUAUGUUUUGUAUGCAGGAUCCUUCCUUUAUUACAAUCAUUACCACCACCAGGCCUUUCCCAUAGUUGCUGGUGCCUUUCUUGGAAUUGGCGCCGGCCUUCUGUGGGCAGCACAGGGCGCCAUUAUGACCUCUUACCCACCCCAUGAACGCAAGGGCGCUUACAUUUCUAUGUUUUGGAGCAUUUUCAGCAUGGGGGGUGUCAUAGGUGGUCUAAUUCCUUUUACACUGAAUUUCCAUAGGACUGAUGCUAUUUCGGUUAAUGAUGCUACCUACAUUGCUUUCAUGGUUUUCAUGUCCAUUGGAACAGUUUUAUCACUAGCAAUAUCACAUCCUAGCUGUGUCCACCGUGAUGAUGGCUCACGGUGUACUAAUAUAGAGUACUCCAGUGUGUCAGUUGAAGCCAUUGAGAUUUUGAAAUUGUUCCUCAACUGGAAAAUGUUGCUCUUAGUGCCUGCCUUCUGGGCUAGUAACUUUUUCUACAGUUACCAGUUCAAUAACGUCAGUGGGGUUCUGUUUAAUCUGCGGACUAGGGGACUUUGCAAUGUGUUUUACUGGGCUGCACAGAUGGUUGGCUCCAUUUUUAUUGGGUACAUAUUGGAUUUCAGUUUUAAGAGUAGGAGGACUCGAGGAUUGGUUGGUAUUGGAAUUGUGGCUGUGCUCGGGACAGCUAUUUGGGGUGGGGGGCUUGCAAAUCAACUCAAUUACUCUCGUCAUGAUUUGCCGACGUACAAGCUGGAUUUCAAGGAUCAUACCCAUUUUGCAGGGCCAUUUGUGUUGUAUUUUAGUUAUGGAUUGUUCGAUGCCAUGUUCCAGAGCAUGGUCUACUGGAUCGUUGGAGCAUUGGCUGAUGAUUCCGAGAUCCUUAGCAGAUAUAAUGGAUUCUUCAAGGGAAUACAGAGUGCAGGGGCGGCGGUCACUUGGCAAAUUGAUACACAGAAAGUGCCACUUUUGAAUGAACUAUUAGUGAAUUGGGCACUCCUCACAAUGAUGAAGUUGAAGGAAAAUCCGAGGGCACAGCAAUCCCCGGAAUCCAUUGAUGAUUUAAUGGUUAAAUGCUUUCCAGCAUACGUGAAGCUUGCUCGUAUGGAUACUGCUAACUGGGCAACAAGAUGCUUAAAAGAUUUUUGGAGCAGAAGCCUAGGCUUUUGGUUUCUCAGGGGCAGCAACAAAAUCUGCUACCUCUUUCUUCUCCUCCUUGACCACAUCCACGGCUUCUGCAGAACCGGUUUUAUCUCAGUUGCUGGGGAUACUUCCUCAUUUUUCACGGCCUCUGGAGCUGGUUCUGAAAGAUCUAGCAAAGGGUGGUUACCUGAUGAGCAGUCUCAACCUCAGUGUUCUCAGAGGCGGCUUGUUGAAGUGUUUCAACAGGGGCUGAUGCCUCGUCAAGAUCCGAGUCUCUGGGUUUGCCCGCGCAGCCUCCCAUGA
Messenger RNA from Fraxinus pennsylvanica, 1725 nucleotides. Lineage: Eukaryota; Viridiplantae; Streptophyta; Magnoliopsida; Lamiales; Oleaceae. The record is from the annotation of a GenBank genome assembly.